Cynocephalus volans (Philippine flying lemur) is the source of this 7431-nucleotide messenger RNA. It is a transcript of the gene CCDC88A, whose product is annotated as coiled-coil domain containing 88A. Bases 771 to 6383 code for a protein of 1870 amino acids. Lineage: Eukaryota; Metazoa; Chordata; Mammalia; Dermoptera; Cynocephalidae. Gene Ontology annotation, cellular component: cytoplasm; centrosome. The transcript has 33 exons. The record is from RefSeq and is a predicted model, not a curated record. Gene Ontology annotation, molecular function: dynein light intermediate chain binding; microtubule binding. Gene Ontology annotation, biological process: cytoplasmic microtubule organization; cytoskeleton-dependent intracellular transport.
CGUUACUCCUUCUCCUCCAGAGAGGGCGGAGGAGGUGGCAGGAGAGAGGCCGUGAUUUUAUGCCAAGGCUUCCAAGGGACGUGCUGAAAAGGCUGGAGGGGCUGAGGAAGCUGGGGGGUUAGGGACACUCAUUAAGCCCCUACCCCCCGGGAAGGGAAGGGGGCUGGAAGCGAGGCUAGAGGGCGGCGGAGGGAUGGUGUCUGCUCGGGGGGAAGGGGCGAGCCCUGACUGUCGGUAGUGAGGGGCUGCGGGCAGAGGAGGCAACGGGGUCGAAGCGGCCCCCUGUCCACUGGCGGGUGGAACGCGAAGAGCCGAACGCAGAGGUCGAGCCUGGCGGCCCCUCGGAACCCUUAAGGUGGAAUGUAUCGUGGGAUCUCAUUUAGCCCACGUUGGGAUUAAUUCAUUGGGGGCAGUCUCGCUGGUCUGGCUCUUCCAGGAGCUGGGCAACCUUGACGGGCUUUUUGUCUUGUGCUCCAGCCCCUUUUCCCUUCCUCCUCCUCCAGAUGCCUUUUCUCUGCCCCUCCUCGCCCGGUACAGACAUUUCUAGCACAGGCUGCCGCUCCUGGCGGCUGUCGAAGCCACUUCUCGGGAUUUUGCCUCGUUUCCCUCUGGGGUGUUUUUUGAGGAGGGAGAGUUUUCCCCCCGCCACGAUGGGAUUUUCCUCCCUUGCCGAAAUGGACUUUCAUUGAUUUCUACUUCUACGUUUAAUGACCAAUUCCCUAGGCGUAUUUUUGUGGUAGUUCCUUUUUUUCGAAUACAUAAUCUGUAAAAUGGAGAACGAAAUUUUUACUCCCCUUAUGGAGCAGUUCAUGACCAGCCCAUUGGUUACUUGGGUUAAAACGUUUGGCCCUCUGGCUGCAGGAAAUGGGACCAACCUGGAUGAAUAUGUGGCUUUGGUCGAUGGGGUAUUCUUGAACCAGGUCAUGCUCCAAAUUAAUCCUAAAUCGGAGAGUCAGAGAGUAAAUAAAAAAGUCAACAAUGAUGCCUCACUUCGAAUUCAUAAUCUUUCCAUUUUGGUGAGACAGAUAAAAUUAUAUUACCAGGACACUUUACAGCAAUUGAUCAUGAUGUCAUUGCCAAAUGUCUUAAUCAUUGGCAAAAAUCCCUUUUCUGAACAAGGCACAGAAGAAGUUAAAAAGCUGCUUUUACUUUUACUCGGUUGUGCAGUUCAGUGUCAGAGAAAAGAAGAAUUUAUUGAAAGAAUUCAAGGUUUAAAUUUUGAUACAAAAGCAGCAGUUGCCGCUCAUAUUCAAGAGGUAACCCAUAACCAGGAAAAUGUGUUUGAUCUGCAAUGGAUGGAAGUGACUGAUAUGUCUCAGGAGGACAUAGAACCACUCUUAAAAAAUAUGGCAUCACAUCUAAAAAGACUUAUAGAUGAAAGAGAUGAGCAUUCAGAGACUAUCAUAGAGCUCUCUGAAGAACGGGAUGGUCUUCAUUUUCUACCCCAUGCCUCUUCAUCUGCACAAUCACCCUGUGGUUCUCCAGGCAUGAAGCGAACAGAAAGUCGACAGCAUCUGUCAGUAGAACUAGCAGAUGCUAAAGCCAAGAUUAGAAGGCUUAGACAAGAACUGGAGGAAAAGACUGAACAGUUGUUGGACUGUAAACAAGAACUUGAGCAAAUGGAAAUAGAACUAAAAAGAUUGCAACAAGAGAACAUGAAUUUGCUUUCGGAUGCUCGUUCUGCCAGAAUGUACCGAGAUGAAUUAGAUGCACUUCGAGAGAAGGCAAUCAGAGUUGAUAAGCUUGAAAGUGAAGUCAGCAGAUAUAAAGAGAGGCUACAUGAUAUUGAAUUUUAUAAGGCAAGAGUUGAGGAAUUAAAAGAAGACAACCAAGUUUUAUUAGAAACAAAAACCAUGUUGGAAGACCAACUAGAAGGAACUCGAGCUCGUUCUGAUAAAUUACAUGAAUUAGAAAAAGAGAAUUUACAACUAAAGGCUAAACUGCAUGAUAUGGAAAUGGAACGAGAUAUGGAUAGAAAAAAGAUUGAAGAAUUAAUGGAAGAAAAUAUGACUUUGGAAAUGGCACAGAAACAAAGUAUGGAUGAAUCAUUACAUCUUGGCUGGGAGCUGGAACAGAUAUCCAGAACUAGUGAACUUUCUGAAGCCCCACAGAAAUCCUUGGGCCAUGAGGUGAAUGAGUUGACAUCAAGCAGGUUAUUGAAGCUGGAGAUGGAAAACCAGAGUUUAACAAAAACUGUAGAAGAGCUUCGGAGUACUGUGGAUUCUGUAGACGGUAACGCUUCCAAAAUCCUGAAAAUUGAAAAAGAAAAUCAAAGACUAAGUAAAAAGGUUGAAAUUCUUGAAAAUGAGAUAAUUCAAGAAAAGCAGAGUCUUCAGAAUUGUCAGAAUUUAAGCAAGGAUCUAAUGAAGGAGAAAGCUCAGCUUGAAAAAACAAUCGAAACGCUUAGAGAAAAUUCAGAGAGACAGAUUAAAAUAUUGGAACAGGAAAAUGAACAUCUGAAUCAAACAGUGUUUUCCUUAAGGCAGCGCUCCCAGAUAAGUGCUGAAGCAAGGGUGAAAGACAUUGAAAAAGAAAAUAAAAUUCUCCAUGAAUCUAUCAAAGAAACAAGCAGCAAGCUAAGCAAGAUUGAAUUUGAAAAAAGACAAAUUAGAAAAGAAUUGGAACAUUAUAAAGAAAAAGGAGAGCGAGCAGAAGAACUUGAAAAUGAAUUGCAUCGUCUUGAAAAAGAAAAUGAAUUGUUACAGAAAAAGAUAACUAAUUUAAAAAUUACUUGUGAAAAAAUUGAGGCCUUAGAACAAGAAAAUUCAGAACUAGAAAGAGAAAAUAGGAAACUAAAAAAAACAUUGGAUAGCUUUAAAAACCUUACUUUUCAGUUAGAAUCCCUAGAAAAAGAGAAUUCCCAACUUGAUGAGGAAAACCUAGAACUGCGAAGGAAUGUGGAAUCUUUGAAGUGUGCAAGCAUGAAAAUGGCUCAGCUACAACUAGAAAACAAAGAAUUAGAGAGUGAAAAAGAGCAACUUAAAAAGGGUUUGGAGCUCAUGAAAGCAUCUUUCAAGAAAACAGAACGCUUAGAAGUUAGCUACCAGGGUUUAGAUACAGAAAAUCAAAGGCUACAGAAGGCUCUAGAGAACAGCAAUAAAAAAAUCCAGCAAUUAGAGAGUGAACUACAAGACUUAGAGGUGGAAAAUCAAACAUUGCAAAAAAGCCUAGAGGAAUUAAAAAUAUCUAGCAAAAGACUAGAACAGCUGGAAAAAGAAAAUAAAUCAUUAGAGCAAGAGACUUCUCAACUGGAAAAGGAUAAGAAACAAUUGGAAAAGGAAAAUAAGAGACUGAGACAACAAGCAGAAAUAAAAGAUACCACAUUGGAAGAAAAUAAUGUGAAGAUUGGAAAUUUGGAAAAAGAAAACAAAAUCCUAUUCAAAGAAAUUGGUGUAUAUAAAGAAUCUUGUAUUCGUCUGAAAGAAUUAGAGAAAGAAAAUAAGGAGCUUGUGAAAAGAGCAACUAUUGAUGUAAAAACUUUGGUUACAUUACGUGAGGAUUUGGUGAGUGAAAAAUUGAAGACUCAACAAAUGAACAAUGAUCUCGAAAAAUUAACUCAUGAACUAGAGAAGAUAGGAUUAAAUAAAGAGCGACUCUUACAUGAUGAGCAAAGUACUGAUGACAGGUACAAGCUUUUGGAAUCAAAAUUAGAAUCCACUCUUAAGAGGUCCCUUGAAAUAAAAGAGGAAAAAAUUGCUGCUUUAGAAGCUCGAUUAGAAGAAUCCACGAAUUAUAACCAGCAAUUACGCCAAGAACUUAAAACAGUGAAAAAAAAUUAUGAAGCUCUCAAACAGAGACAAGAUGAGGAAAGGAUGGUACAGAGCUCUCCUCCAGUAUCUGGUGAAGAUAAAUGGGAGCGAGAGAGUCAAGAAACGACUAGAGAGCUUCUGAAAGUUAAAGACAGAUUAAUUGAAGUAGAAAGAAAUAAUGCUACGCUGCAAGCAGAGAAGCAAGCAUUAAAAACUCAACUGAAGCAACUUGAGACGCAGAACAAUAAUUUGCAGGCUCAGAUUCUUGCACUUCAGAGGCAGACAGUGUCAUUACAGGAACAGAACACCACUCUUCAAACACAGAAUGCCAAGCUUCAGGUUGAAAAUUCCACCCUUAACUCCCAAAGUACCUCACUUAUGAACCAGAAUGCACAGCUCCUAAUCCAACAGUCUUCUUUAGAAAAUGAAAAUGAAUCUGUAAUCAAAGAGCGAGAAGAGCUGAAAUCGCUUUAUGAUUCUCUGAUCAAAGAUCAUGAAAAGCUGGAACUUCUUCAUGAACGGCAGGCUUCAGAGUAUGAAUCUCUUAUUUGUAAACAUGGAACUCUAAAGUCUGCCCACAAAAAUCUUGAGGUGGAACAUAAAGACCUUGAAGACCGUUACAAUCAGUUACUAAAACAGAAAGGACAAUUGGAAGAUUUGGAAAAAAUGCUCAAAGUAGAACAGGAAAAAAUGAUGCUUGAAAACAAAAACCAUGAGACGGUAGCUACAGAAUACAAGAAACUUUGUGGUGAAAAUGAUAGGUUGAAUCACAUAUAUAGUCAGCUUUUAAAAGAGACUGAAGUUUUACAAACUGACCAUAAAAAUUUGAAAAGUCUUCUAAAUAAUUCCAAACUGGAACAAACAAGAUUAGAGGCGGAAUUUUCAAAGCUAAAGGAACAAUACCAACAGUUAGAUAUCACAUCCACCAAGCUGAAUAACCAGUGUGAGUUGCUAAGCCAACUUAAAGGAAAUUUAGAAGAAGAAAAUCGACAUCUACUAGAUCAAAUUCAGACACUAAUGCUACAGAACAGAACACUAUUGGAGCAGAAUAUGGAAAGCAAGGAUCUUUUUCAUGUUGAACAAAGACAGUACAUUGAUAAGUUAAAUGAAUUAAGACGACAAAAAGAGAAAUUAGAAGAGAAAAUUAUGGAUCAAUACAAAUUUUAUGACCCAUCUCCUCCUAGAAGGAGAGGCAACUGGAUUACUCUAAAAAUGAGAAAAUUGAUAAAGUCUAAGAAAGACAUUAAUCGGGAGCGUCAGAAAUCUCUAACGUUAACACCUACCCGCUCAGACUCCAGUGAAGGAUUUCUACAACUCCCCCAUCAAGAUAGUCAAGAUAGUUCUUCAGUUGGUUCAAACUCUUUAGAAGAUGGCCAAACCUUGGGGACCAAGAAAAGCAGCAUGGUUGCACUGAAAAGACUGCCCUUUUUGAGGAACAGACCGAAGGAUAAAGACAAAAUGAAGGCCUGCUAUCGUCGUUCCAUGUCCAUGAAUGACCUGGUGCAGUCCAUGGUCCUAGCAGGACAAUGGACAGGUAGUACUGAAAAUUUGGAGGUUCCUGAUGAUAUUUCAACGGGUAAAAGGAGAAAAGAAUUGGGAGCUAUGGCCUUCUCUACUACAGCCAUCAACUUUUCAACUGUCAACUCUUCUGCAGGCUUCAGAUCCAAGCAGUUGGUUAAUAAUAAAGAUACUACAUCCUUUGAAGACAUAAGUCCACAAGGUAUUAGUGAUGAUUCUAGUACGGGAUCAAGAGUUCAUGCUUCAAGACCAGCCAGCCUUGAUAGUGGCAGAACAUCCACUAGCAAUAGCAAUAAUAAUGCUUCACUUCAUGAAGUCAAAGCAGGUGCAAUUAAUAACCAAAGCAGGCCACAAAGCCACAGCAGUGGAGAAUUUAGCCUGCUUCAUGAUCAUGAGGCUUGGUCCAGCAGUGGUAGCAGUCCAAUACAGUACUUGAAAAGACAUACCAGAUCAAGUCCAGUGCUCCAGCACAAAAUGCCUGAAACACUAGAGAGUCGAGCACAUCACAGGAUCAAAACUGGUUCCCCUGGAAGUGAAGUUGUUACUCUACAACAAUUUUUGGAAGAAAGCAACAAGUUUACCUCAGUACAGAUAAAGUCCUCAAGCCAAGAGAAUCUUUUAGAUGAAGUAAUGAAAAGUUUGUCUGUCUCUUCUGACUUUUUGGGAAAAGAAAAACCAAUUAGCUGUGGUUUGGCCAGGUCAGUAAGUGGAAAAACCCCAGGGGACUUCUAUGAUAGACGGACAACUAAAUCUGAGUUUGUGAGACCUGGUCCUCGAAAGACUGAAGAUACCUACUUCAUUAGUUCUGGAGGAAAACCUACACCAGGCACUCAAGGAAAGAUAAAAUUAGUAAAAGAAACUUCUCUGUCACGACAAUCAAAAGAUAGCAAUCCUUAUGCCACUUUACCUCGAGCAAGCAGUGUGAUCUCUACUGCUGAAGGAACUACACGAAGGACAAGCAUCCAUGAUUUUUUGACCAAGGACAGUAGACUGCCUGUAUCAAUUGAUUCACCACCAGCUACUACUGAUAGCAACACCACUGCAGCAUCUAAUAUGGACAAAGUACAAGAAAGCAGACAUUCAAAAAGCAGGUCUAGGGAGCAAGAAAGCUCCUAAUUCUCUUACCCACUACAAUGACAUGUGGGCCAAGUGAGAGAAAAGUGUCCUUCAGUUUCUCAGUAUGAAGCCUUUAUUUCUGAAGUUAACAAGACACCUAGCAACUAUAGGAAUCAUUUUUAAAAAUCUUUAAGGAGACUUUUAACAAUCCUUCGUGAAUAGAGCAGGCAAGAAUACAAACCUUCAUUCCUUCCUUGAAUCAAGGAGCACUACUGGAUUCAACUGCCAAAAUUUUUAGAAGGUUUUAGGACUUACUAUACAUUGUACUGUUAAGAUCUACUGCGUAAAGGACGUUCUCUCGCUAAGGACCAAGUGUUUUAAGGUCGUUUCAAGAAUUACUCCAAGAAUAAUCUUAUUUCAUCAUUUGUUUUAUGAAUUUAUCCAUGUUUGCAUAAUGCUUCUGCUAAGUAUUAGCCAAAAUCUAGCCAUUUAUAUUUAGUUGUGUAAAUCUAAAUUAAAUGUUGUAGUAUUUUGUGGAAUGUCCUAUAUAUCGAGAUACAGAGAAAGUUGUUUUGGCAUGUCAGAACCUUAUUUGGUUAGCAGACUGCAUGUAUGCGUACUUUUUUUAAAAGCCAAUUAUUUUGAUGCCCUUCAAAAGAAAUUCCAUUCAUAAGAUAAAUCUGAAAAAUCCAUAAUGAGAUAGGAGUUAUAAAAAAUUUAUAGUGAUAUUAAUCUUGCCAUAUUUCCCAUUAAGCAACACUAAGCAUUCAUACAUGGAUCCAAGGUAAUUAGGGACUUUUUCUCUGAAACUUUCUAAUAAGGUGGUUUUCCAGCAAAUGGCAUUCCCAAGGUAAAGCUAUUGUGUGUGAACUCAUUUCCCUUCUUUGGUAUUAGGUUAUGUAUGUGUGUUUGUUUUUUUUAAAUUGAGAGCUGACAGUUGCUUACGAAGUUUUCUUAUGGCAAAAAUAAUGUAAAUAAUUUACUGUCAUCUGCAUUUUGCCAAGAACUCACUUAUUAUUAAGGUUAUCAUUUAUUAAUAACAAUUUUUCUGUUUUUGUCCUUUAUAAUAUUACAUUAAAGUUGGUAACUGUUAUUGGUACUUUUGAAA